Papaver somniferum (opium poppy) is the source of this 918-nucleotide messenger RNA. RefSeq names its product zinc finger BED domain-containing protein RICESLEEPER 3-like. The record is from RefSeq and is a predicted model, not a curated record. Gene Ontology annotation, molecular function: protein dimerization activity; DNA binding. The transcript is spliced from 2 exons. Lineage: Eukaryota; Viridiplantae; Streptophyta; Magnoliopsida; Ranunculales; Papaveraceae. Bases 1 to 918 code for a protein of 305 amino acids.
AUGUUAGAAGCUGCACAAAGAUAUGAAAAAGUUUUUGCAAUGUUAGCACAGAUUGAUAAGGACUUUCAAGAGAAGUUUAUUUUUGAGAAAGACAAGGAAUCUGUUUUACCAAGUGAUGCUGAUAUUGAGGAAGCUAUAGCUAGUGAUGAUAUCUUGGAAGAAGUGGUAUUCUUCGAUGCAACUAUCAAUUUUUCUGCUUCUACACAAGUCACUACUCAUUCUUUCUUAUGGGAGUUGGUAUUCAUCCAUGAACAAUUAAUUGAAUUUAGAGAAAAUGUAGCAUCAGAUCCAUUUAUUGCACGUAUGUCUCGUCUUAUGUUUGCCAAGUACAAUAAGUAUUGGGGUGUGUACGAGAAAAUGAAUCCUGUUAUGUUUUUUGCUCAAUUGUUGGAUCCAAGAGAGAAACUAAAGGGGCUAGAAUUUACUCUUAACUGUUUGUUUGAGAACAAUUUGUGGAAGGUUCAAAGAAUCAUGAGAAAGGUAAAAUUAGAAUUUCAGGAACUCUUUGAUGAUUAUAGUUCAGUGUAUUCAACUCAUGAGGAAGGGUCAUCUAGUGUUGCUUCUGUAGUUGCCAGUUCAGUUAGCACGCCAUCUCAAGGGUUGAAAUCAAGAAUGCAAUCAAGGAAGAGACAUCAUUGGGACAACCCAAGUUGUGUUGAAGAAGCAAGAACAACGGAGUUAGAUAGGUACUUGACAGAUGUGAUGAUGGAUGGAAAAAUGCGUGAAGUAGAUCAAGAUGAUGACUUUGACAUAUUGGCUUGGUGGCAGGCUAAUGCAAACAUGUAUAAGGUACUGUCCUACAUUGCAAGAGAUAUAUUAGCCUUGCCUGUGUCUUCAGUAUCCUCUGAAUCAGCUUUUAGCACCGGGAAGCGCGUGCUUACUCCAUGGAGAGCUUUUUAUGUCUACAAAGACAGUUGA